CACGCGCUGUUGUUGUGAUUGACGGAGUCACGAUGAACUUUCGUUUCAGCAAAAUGUUUUGAGUGACACAAAAAACGAUGUCCGAGAUCCUGAUGAAGGAGAUGGAGAGCAUAUCGAUAAGUCCAGUGAAACCGGAAGAGGGUUCCGACCGCUCCCGGAGCUUCCUGCUGGUGGACGAUCAAGAAAACCUGCAGGUCCGUGAUGAGUCCGAGUUCGUGGAGAGACUCGGCUGCGCGGACGCCGCGGGGGUCAAGGUCCUCUCCAUCUUCGGCAACACCGGCGACGGCAAGUCGCACACGCUCAAUCACAUCUUGUUCCAGGGCAAGAGCGUGUUCUUCACCUCCAAGUCCCCCAGCUCCUGCACGGUGGGGGUGUGGGCCGCUUAUAACCCCACCCUCGGCCUGGUCGCCCUGGAUACAGAGGGUCUCCUGGGAGCGGCGGCCAAUCAGAACCAGAGAAUGAGGCUGCUGUUGAAGGUGUUGGCAGUGUCUGACAUAGUGGUGUACCGCACGCGGGCGGAGCGCCUCCACAACGACAUGUUUCAGUUCCUGAGCAGCGCCUCGGGGGCCUACCUGAAGCACUUCACCCCGGAGCUGCGGGCGCUGUCCAGCCGCUGCGGCCUGGACGUGCCCCUCUCCUCUCUCGGGCCCGCCGUCAUCGUCUUCCAGGAAACAACGCACACUCAGCUGCUGGGCCAAGACUCGAAGGUGGCCGGCCAGGCCGACACGCUCCUCCAGAAGCGCUUCCACGACCUGAAUUUGGGGACCGAGGCCUUCAGCUCGGUGCAGUACGUGGGCACGCAGACCAUCACACCUCCCACUGACUACAGCCGGCUCCUGGAGGCCGUCACGCAGCAAGUGAAGAACACUCACACACGCUCCCCCCGCCAGCCCGGCAUCGUGUUUCAGGCCCUGGAAGCUCUGAGCGAGCGAUUCUGCGGGGAACUAUCCGACGACAAGAUGACACUGUACUCCUUCUUCCCAGAUGAGUACUUCACCUGCUCGUCUGUCUGCCUCAGCUGCAACAUUCGUUGUAAAAAAGGGAUGAACCACCUCAGAGACAGGGUCCCCCAUAUGGCUGACGGACUGUGCCAGUACGCUCAUCAGUUCAACAAUAAAGUCCUCAUCUGUAAGCGAUGCUACGAAGGAGGCAAAGAAGUGAUUGUUAUUCCCAAAACCUCAGCUUCCACUGACAACCCGUGGUUCGGACUGGCCAAGUACGCCUGGUCAGGAUACGUGUUGGAGUGUGCCAGCUGUGGCGUGAUCUACCGCAGCAGGCAGUACUGGAUGGGAAACCAGGACCCCGAGAGCGGCGUGGUGCGAUCGGAAGUGAAGCACGUCUGGGAGGGGUCUGACACCUUCAUGGCCAACCACCAGAACGCCGCCCAGAGGGUCCUGGACGGGAUGAACUACGUGAUCCAGUCAGUGUCCGAGUACAGCACAGGCCCCACCAAAGCAGUGACCGCCUGGCUCACAGACCAGGUGGCCCCUCCGUACUGGAGACCCAACACAGAAAUCACUAAAUGUCACGAGUGUCAGAAGGUGUUCGAGGAGGCGGAGAGGAAGCACCACUGCCGGUCGUGUGGCGAGGGUUUCUGUCACCCCUGCUCCAGCCACAGGAUGCCGGUGCCAGAGAGGGGGUGGGGCAGCAGUCCGGUCCGGGUGUGCAAAGCCUGCUACCGCCAGGGGGGUCCGCCGGACACCAGCAGCCAGGUUUCCAAAGUGGAGCCUCGUGGUCUGAUCGCACGCAGGGUGACAGAAGUGGCCCAGUCUACUCUGGACAUGGUGUCGACAGCCAUGGACUACCCUAUCUGUUUGGUGAAGGACGUGGCUCGGCCCGACUACUGGGUGCCGGACCAGGACAUCACCCAGUGCCACCAGUGCUCCAAGACCUUCACUCCGGCCAUGUCCAAGCACCACUGCCGGGUGUGCGGGCAGGGCGUGUGCGGCCCGUGCUCAACACACCUCAAGCGCGUGCCGUCCCGGGGCUGGGAUCACCCGGUCCGAGUGUGCGACAGCUGCCACGCCAGCGGCGACGCCCUGUAACCACCAGACAGCCUUUCCCCACGUCGAUCGGCGAAAACACUGUGAAUCCUGAGGAGGACGCUCCGACCAGGCAGGAUCGGCUCUGUGUGAAACGACAGGCUGCUCAGACACUUGAAAAUAAUGGCCGCUGGAAUCUGAUUUUCAUCUCAUCAAUGGACUCCUCUCCGUCAGUUACUCAGAAAGCAAAUCGUAGAUUUACUGCGGCGCGGAUUGCUUGUUUUAACUCGCUGCUUUAAACAUAAGACUUUUACCUCUGUUUUGCUCUCAGUACAGCUUCACGUCCGUCUGUCCAGCCUGUCAGUUGUGAAUCGCGUAGAAGGGACGCACAGGGAAUGAAGGGAGCUUUCAAAGCACGAAGGACUUUGCACCAUCGAACAUCCCAACAACCACUGACCCUUUUCCAAAGACGUCACAGGAAGUGACCCUGUGCUGCUUGACAUUCUCCAACUCCAUAUCAGAAAUGCAACUGGACGUGCUCCCGCCUCUCUCAGGGCCGAGCGGACGCGAGCUGCAGCACCGUGUGCCUUUGUGGGGAAUCUAUACAGCCUUUUGUUUUCUUCCUAAAGCUCAUUAGUCUCCAUCAUAUGUGCAAACACUAAUGAGACUCUCUGUGCCUGAUUAUAGAGCUCUGUCAUUCACAGCCUUGAUCCUCUGUGUCUGCUGAAAUGAGUACGAACUAAAGACCUGCGAUUUGAGACAUUUAGACAUUCCGAGUGUAUGGAAGCACCUGUGUAGGAUUUAAUGUUAAUAAAUACACAUGCACAACUCUGGGAGACCUGAAAGGUGCUCAUAUAACACAAAAUACGAAUACUAGUGACAAUAAAGGCCAUUACUGUGUGUAUGUGUUGUACGGAUCUUAUGGGUUUUUUUUCUCUUGAAUAAACUUCUAUCGACAAUUUUUUUUAUAUGUUAAAUGAAGCUCGAUAAAUAAAAUUAGAGCAGAACUAAUGUGUGCAAAAGUCACUUGAU
This is a messenger RNA of Salarias fasciatus (jewelled blenny), 3014 nucleotides long. Its product is annotated as zinc finger FYVE domain-containing protein 1. The transcript is spliced from 12 exons. Lineage: Eukaryota; Metazoa; Chordata; Actinopteri; Blenniiformes; Blenniidae. Gene Ontology annotation, molecular function: phosphatidylinositol-3-phosphate binding; phosphatidylinositol-3,4-bisphosphate binding; 1-phosphatidylinositol binding. Gene Ontology annotation, cellular component: lipid droplet. The record is from RefSeq and is a predicted model, not a curated record. Gene Ontology annotation, biological process: lipid droplet formation. Bases 78 to 2045 code for a protein of 655 amino acids.